Molecule: messenger RNA, 1180 nt
Organism: Tachysurus vachellii
Lineage: Eukaryota; Metazoa; Chordata; Actinopteri; Siluriformes; Bagridae
Gene: srsf3b
Product: serine and arginine rich splicing factor 3b
Exons: 7
Coding region: 173-700 (175 amino acids)
Biological process (GO): mRNA splicing, via spliceosome
Cellular component (GO): nuclear speck
Molecular function (GO): RNA binding
Source: RefSeq, a predicted model, not a curated record
CACGCACGCCGCGUCAGAACGAUAGGAGAAGGAAGGCAUUUCACAGCAGCGCCAUUUUGCUGUAGGAGAGUCGGAGCGCGCGCCGAGGGACAAAUUAACGACGUUGAAAUAGCUUCUAAAUAACAUACAUUCUAUAAUGGCUAAGUGCUAAAUUAGCGACACCGCUAGCACGAUGACUGAAGUAAUAAUGGCGUCAAGUGAUCCCAUCAUGCAUCGCGACUGCCCACUGGACUGUAAGGUGUAUGUAGGGAAUCUCGGGAAUAAUGGGAAUAAAUCUGAGCUGGAACGAGCCUUCGGUUAUUAUGGGCCCCUGAGGAGUGUCUGGGUGGCCAGGAACCCUCCUGGCUUUGCCUUUGUGGAGUUUGAGGACCCGAGGGAUGCCACCGACGCUGUGAGGGAGCUGGACGGCAGGACUCUCUGUGGUUGCCGUGUCAGAGUUGAGCUGUCCAAUGGAGAGAAGCGAUCCCGUAACAGAGGGCCCCCACCUUCCUGGAGCCGACGCCCACGUGACGAUUACCGCCGCCGAAGCCCGCCUCCCAGGCGCAGAUCCCCCCGCAGGAGGAGCUUCAGCCGUAGCCGCAGCAGAUCUCUUUCUCGUGAUCGCAGAAGGGAGAGAUCUCUGUCUCGUGACAGGAACCAUAAGCCAUCUCGCUCGUUCUCCAGAUCCAGAAGUCGCUCUCGGUCGAAUGACAGGAAGUGAGACAGAGCUGUUCCUUGACAAUGGAUUCCUCGUGUAAUCGUCUUUUAAACUCCAGCGCUAUGGACUCUGAUUUGGACCCCCUGCUUUGUUAGCCUCUGUUUUCUUUAUUUUAUAAACAGAUCAGAUGUUUUAGAGCGGUUAUGUUUCUCAUCUGUGUGUGUGUGUGUGUGUGGUGUUUGAGUGUGCGUAUGUGUCCGAGAGAGAGCGAACUUCAUUUUUCAGCUGUCACCAUUCCAUCGCCGAUUAAUUUUUAAAGUUUUUUUUGCUUUGUUUUUUCCCCCUUUCUUCUUGGUCAUGCAUGGUCAUGUGACUGUAACAGUUCCUCCUACAUCUUGUGUGGGAGGCAGGAAGUGAGUUUUUUGUUUUUUAUGGCGUUGGUAAUCCUCUCUGUGAAUUCAUUGAGAGUUUGAGAUGGGAAACUGUACGGCACUAUGAAUGGGUUUCUCCCUUUUUUUUUUUUUUUUUUUUUUUUUUUUUUUU